CGCGGAAGCAAAGGGAUCAGUAUAUAGAUAUAGAUAUAUAUUAAAAGUAGAGCCGGACAUUGAAUGAUGAAGCCACUGCUGCGACCGAGUGGUGGCUUGAAACUUCAAAGAGGCUUUUCUGCCCUGCAGAGAUGAGCACAGAUAAGGACGGACCGCUUUGCAGGCCUCCGGAUGGGAGAAAGACUCUCCUCGCUGCUGCUGAGGGAGAUGAAAACAAACCGACUGGGCCAAAACCGGUUCCAGAAAGGCAGGUUUGCACCAGCCCCGGCAUUGCAACUCUUACAGACAAUACUAAGCGAUUUAAGCUAAGUAGCAGCCAAGCCACCCAAGAAAGCCCUGGGAUGUCACAGCAAAUGGCGAGGAAGGCAACUGGUCCUUCCAUUACCGCAGAAGAGAAACGGAAAAAAAGUAUUUUUAGUAUACAGUUUUCUAAAAACAAAAAGGAAAAAUGCACUCCUCAUGACAAAAUGUCUUCCAUAAAUACAAGCAUGAGCUACAAAGGGAGCCCUGCGUUGACCGUCAAAGAAGAUGGCGGCAAUUGUACAAAGAGGACCCAGACAGAGGUCUCAAAAGUAUCUCGACCCCGCCAAGAUAAUUCUCACAAAAGUAAAGAAAACCUGCCUGCCUCGCUCAUCACUUCCCCGAUGGAAUCGUCUGUAGACUACGAGGAGGACAUGUACCGUGAUGCGGAAGAAAUAGAGAGAGAAAAAGUAUUGCUUGUGUGUGGGACAGGCUCCUCAGAUUUUCCAGAAAACAAGCUAAGUGUUGAACCAGAGGUCGGCAUCAUGGAUUACUGUCAAAAAGAAUGGAGAGGAACCACCUCGCAGGCCAAAUGUAUAAGGAAGGGCUACGAAGCAGUUUCACAGAAAUUUAUUUCGAUAAGGAGAGUGCGAGGGGAUAACUAUUGUGCCGUCAGAGCGACGCUGUUUCAAGCCCUUAGCCAAGCUGUUCAGCUUCCUGACUGGCUCAAGAGAGAGGACAUGAUGUUGCUCCCAGAGAAACUGAUGGAGAAAUAUGGCUGGAUCACGCAGUGGCAGCUCAGGCAAAAAUGGACCAGCAAAGUUGAAAACUUGGUGGAUGAAAUUAAAGACUGUUUAAUGCUACUAAAAAGCAAGUGGAAACGUAUGAGUGAAAUGAAGGCCCUCGCCGAGAGGCAAGUGGCUUGCGAUGAGCUUUUCAGAAGUGAGGAGGAUGAAUACAAACUCUACGAAGCUGUGAAAUUUCUCAUGCUCAACACGGCAAUCCGUUUGUAUGAAGACAACGAGAAGGGGAAGGAGGUCCCCGUGUUCGCCUGGCUUCUCUUUGCCCGGGAUACAUCCAGCAAUCCUUCCCAGCUGAUGGAAAACCACUUGAAUCAACUCGGCCACACGGGAGGCCUUGAACAAGUGGAGAUGUUUCUCCUGGCUUACGCCCUGCAGCACACCAUCCAGGUCUAUCGACUCUAUAAGUACAACACAGAUGAAUUCAUCACUCUUUACCCCAACGACCCAGAAGAGGCCUGGCCAAUUGUAACCCUUAUAACUGAAGAUGACAGACAUUAUAAUAUUCCUGCUCGAGUGUGCGAAGAGACUAGUUUGUAAAAAAACAAAAACAAAAAACAGGUGCGUAAACGGAAUAAACAGCUUAAAAGCAAA
This is a messenger RNA of Lacerta agilis (Sand lizard), 1634 nucleotides long. RefSeq names its product OTU deubiquitinase with linear linkage specificity (gene OTULIN). NCBI's taxonomy places the organism in Eukaryota, Metazoa, Chordata, Lepidosauria, Squamata, Lacertidae. Gene Ontology annotation, biological process: protein linear deubiquitination. Gene Ontology annotation, molecular function: cysteine-type deubiquitinase activity. The transcript has 9 exons. Bases 132 to 1580 code for a protein of 482 amino acids. The record is from RefSeq and is a predicted model, not a curated record.